GAUCGCGCGCGGUUCAGUCAUGUUCACCUUGAGCAAUUUGCUGCGUUUCGUCCUGGCAGCGGCGCUCGUCGCGGCCUCCGGCGUGCUGCUGUUCUCGCAUUCGUCGUGCCCGUGCGACGUCGAGGCCACGCGCAACUGGACCCAAGCACAUCCUGGGAUAAGAAGUCCCGGCAUGGCGACGGCUGCACGCAAAGACGACGACGACGACCUUGCCGAGCUGCUGAGGAAGGCAGCCAUGGAGGACAACACCAUCAUAAUGACCUUCACCAACGAAGCAUGGACGGCGCCCGGCUCGCUCCUCGACCUCUUCCUCGAGAGCUUCCGCGUCGGGGACAAGACGGAGCGCCUGCUGAAGCACCUCGUCAUCGUCACCGUGGACGGCAAGGCGUUCGAGCAGUGCCAGCGCGUGCACCCGCUGUGCUACUCGUUCGACGCCGGCGGCGGCAUGAACCUCACCAAGGAGCAGGAGUUCAUGUCCGGGGACUACCUGGAGAUGAUGUGGGCCAGAAACAGGUUCCAGAACCACGUCCUGGAGCUCGGCUUCUCCUUCGUAUUCACGGAUGUGGACAUCGUGUGGUUCCGGAACCCGCUGCUGCGCAUCCCGGUGGGCGCCGACAUCGCCAUAUCGGCCGACAGGUUCGGCGGCGACGACCCGUACGACGUGUGGAAACAGACCAACGGCGGGUUCGUGUCGGCGAGGUCGAACACGAGGACGCUCGCCUUCUUCAAAGUGUGGCACGAGGCGAGGAAGGCGUACCCGGGCCAGAACGAGCAGGACGUGUUCGAGAAGGUGAAGCACGAGCUGUCGACGCGGGUCGGCGCCGCGGUGCACUUCGUGGACACGGCGCACUUCGGCGGCUUCUGCGAGCCCAAGAAGGACUUCCGGCAGCUCUGCACGUUCCACGGCAACUGCGUCAAGGGGCUCAAGUGGAAGCUGGAGAAGCUCCAGGGCGUCAUGGACGAGUGGAAGCAGUUCAAGGACGCACGGGACCGGCCAAAGAAUAAAUAAUUAUUUAAUGCAACUACAGCUAAUUAAACAUUGAUGAAUUGGUAAUCCACUACAGUUUACAUGAGUUAUGUACGUAUAGCAUCUGAUCUAUACAGGAGACGUGCUGUAACUCAAACGUCACGACUCAGAAAUCAGAGAGAUAAAGGAUGAUAUGAUUGCCGAAAAGGCGAAAGGAUUCAUUGAGGAUAACCAAGGUACCAUAUGGUUUAAGAAA
Messenger RNA from Brachypodium distachyon (stiff brome), 1223 nucleotides. RefSeq lists its product as uncharacterized. NCBI's taxonomy places the organism in Eukaryota, Viridiplantae, Streptophyta, Magnoliopsida, Poales, Poaceae. The transcript has 3 exons. Bases 20 to 1009 code for a protein of 329 amino acids. The record is from RefSeq and is a predicted model, not a curated record.